UGUGGAGGCAAUCACUUCUGAGUUGUUAUUAAGAAAGGUUAAAUCUGACGAGGAAGCAUAUGAAUUGUAUAAUAACUACGCAUUCAAGCAUGGUUUUGGUACUAGAAAAGGAAAGAUAGCAUAUAGGGCUGAUGGGAAGACAAUUCGACAACGCAUGUAUUAUUGUUCUUGUUCUGGGUUUAAGAAUAAAAAAAACGUUGAGCCAAAGGCACUUAGUAAGAAAGAUUUUCGAUGUGGAUGCAAAGCUCUUGUCCAGUUUGAUGUUGACAAAGAAUCUGGUUUAUAUAUUCUUGUCAAACAUGUUAUGGAGCAUAACCAUUGUAGAAUACCUAUUUCUAAAAGGCACUUGAUAAGGUCUCAUAGAAAAGUGACACACGACCAACUUGCUAUGCUUAGUAACUUGACAGAAACAGGAAUACCUAUCGCGGAUGCAGUUCGUGUGUUGAAAAAGGAAGCUGGAGGUGAAUCUGUUCUGGGAUUCAUUAAGAGUGAUGCUUAUGAUGUGCUAGCUGCGCAGAAGAAAAAGAAACUUGAUGGUUGUGACUCUAAACAACUCAUUAAGUAUUUCAAUGAGAGAAAAGCAUAUGAGGUAGACUUCUACUAUGACUUUGAGCUGGACGAUGAAGGUCAUCUUGAGUGCUUUUAUUUUCGGGAUAGUAGGAUGAAAAUUGAUUAUGACGCAUUUGGGGAUUUAUUGGUACAUGACACUACAUAUUGUACUAAUAAGUAUGAUAUGAUAUGUGGUCCAUUUGUCGGGAUGAACCAUAAUAAUAAGAAUGUUAUGUUUGGCAUCGGUUUUAUCUUGAAUGAAAAAGCAGUCUCCUUUAUAUGGUUGUUCAAUACCUUUUUGAAAUCUAUGGGCGGGAAGCAUCCGGUUACCAUUAUGACUGAUCAAUCUGCAUCAAUGGCAAAAGCAAUUAGAGAAGUAUUCCCAAAUUCAAGGCAAAGAUUGUGUACUUGGCAUAUUGGUGAAAAUUCUAAGAAGAACAUUAAAAAGUUGGAGCAAUGGAUGGAUUCACUGAUUUGUUCAACACUGUUUUGAAAUACACCGACACAAUUGCUGAAUUUAAUUACUAUUGGUCGAGCAUGGUCGAAAAGUACAACUGUGCAGAAGUAAAAUGGAUUCAGGACUUGUAUCUCAUUAAAGACUUGUGGUGUCCUGCUUAUUCCAAAGAUUAUUUUAGUGGCGGUAUUUUAUCUUCGCAACGGAGUGAGACCACAAAUAAGUCUAUUUCAAGGAGACUACAUAGGAUUCAUGGACUUUGUGACUUCUACAAGUGUUUCAUUGAGGUUGUUGACGAGUGGAGGAGUAAUGAGAACAGUGAUGAUUAUGAUACCAUUUCCGGAAACCGUCAUCUAGUGUGGGCAGAUAUUGGUAUAUUGGAACAUGCAAGGGUAAUUUAUACCACGGCGAUGUAUCUACAAUUUGAGGAUAAUUUUGUAAAUGGUGUACCAUGUGUUGCCAAAGUUGUUAAUAUGCAUCCUCCACUAUAUGACUAUCAUGUGAAGCAUCCAAAGAAAGAUUUCCUCAUGCACACCGUGACCUAUGACGAGUCAACAUGUUCAAUUCAAUGCACGUGCAAAUACUUUGAUGAGGUUGGUCUUCUUUGCAAACAUUGUCUUCGUGUGCUUCACCUUAAUAAUGUCACAACUAUUCCAAAGAGAUACAUUGUAAAAAGGUGGACAAAGGAUGCUAUGUGCACUAAAGUGUAUGACCAUGUUGUUGAGGAAUCCGGAGUGGUCCCUUCUAGUGUUUGGAGGCUGAAUACAUUAAGGAAUUUCAAUAAAUUAAUCAUCAUGAGUCAAAAUGAUAUGAGUGCAAGAAAUAUUAUGGAAGCCGCCUUCACUGAGUGUCAAAAGAGGGUCGAGCUCUUGGUCGGGAGUUCUGAAAACGCUAAACAAAUCCCGGAAAAUGAUGGCACUCAAAGUUUAGAUGACAUUUAUGAAGAUGGAAAUUUGCUUGAAACUGGUAACAUAGGAGAUGGAGGAGUGGAUGAGGCUAAUGAGGAUGGGCCUAAUGGGAGUCAGAUUGAAAUGGAUGACAUUGGAGGUGAGAAUGAUAAUGAGCUUAAUAUUAAGGAUCCAAUUAAAAAAAGAAAGAAGGGUGUUAGGAAUAUCAGACUAAAAAGCACUCAAGAGAAGAUAUGCAAUAAAUUGAAAGGCCAAAAGUUAAAAUCAUGGAAAAAGAGAACUGGAACUGGGAUUGGCAAGAUGAAAUCGAAAGCUCAAAAAUCAGUAAAGGAAUAUUUGGAUGUACCUGAGAAUAGUUGUGUUGCGCACCCUACCAAUCCUGAAGCGCAAUUGCAAUUUCAUGGACAUGAUGACUACUUUGGAAUCAAUGUUACUCCUUUUGGGAAUUAG
This is a messenger RNA of Beta vulgaris subsp. vulgaris (sugar beet), 2361 nucleotides long. Its product is annotated as protein FAR1-RELATED SEQUENCE 5-like. Bases 1006 to 2361 code for a protein of 451 amino acids. Lineage: Eukaryota; Viridiplantae; Streptophyta; Magnoliopsida; Caryophyllales; Amaranthaceae. Gene Ontology annotation, molecular function: zinc ion binding. The record is from RefSeq and is a predicted model, not a curated record. The transcript is spliced from 3 exons. Gene Ontology annotation, biological process: regulation of DNA-templated transcription.